GCAGCUCACCGAGAAGAAGAGGAGGCAGUUUAGGAGAAGAGGAGGAGGAGCGGAGGCUUUCCUUAAAAAAAAAUAAAGAAGAAGAAGGAGGAGAAGGGGAGGAGGACAGCGGGGGCAGGCAGCCGGCUGACCGGGACCACAGAGCCCCUUCUAGGAGAGAAAUCACCGCCACGACCGCUUCAUCACAUCACAGCUCUGGGAUGACAAAGUCCCAGUAAGGCAGAGAGAGAUGUCGCAGAAGAAGAUUUUCCUGAUCUGUGUGGCCAUCAGUACUGUCAGUCUCCUGCUGCACCAUGGGGGCCACUUAAGCUGGACCAUGGAGGCCUUCCACCUCAGCUGUCCUGGCCUCCGUUCCCUCCCUCUCUGGGGCCUGAAACCUAAGCACACCAAUGUGGCCUUCCUCAAGACCCACAAAACAGCCAGCUCCACCAUGCAGAACCUGCUUUUCCGCUUCGCAGAGCGCAACAAUGUCACAGUGGCGUUGCCCGUGCAGGCCUGCAGCCAUCAAUUCUGCUACCCGCGCUCCUUCACUUCUCACUUUGUCCACCCGCAUACGAUACCACCAAACAUCAUCACCAGCCACAUGCGCUUCAAUAAGGCGGAGCUACAGCGCCUUAUGCCCAAUGAUACAAUCUAUAUUACAAUCCUGAGAGAGCCUGGAUCCAUGUUUGAGUCCUUGUUCAGUUACUACAACCAGUACUGCCAGAGCUUUAAAAGAGUCCCCAAUGGCUCCCUGGAGGCUUUCUUAGAGGAACCCUGGCGCUACUACAGACCAGAUGAGAAAGACUCUAUGUAUGCACGCAACACAGUGACUUUUGACCUCGGCGGCGAUAAGGAUCGACCAGCAACAGAUGUGACAUAUGCUAAGACCUUUCUGGCCGAAGUGGAUCGAGUUUUCUCACUGGUGAUGAUAGCUGAGUACUUUGAUGAGUCUCUGGUUCUCCUUCGCCAUCUCUUAAAUUGGGACUUAGACGACAUUUUAUAUGUUAAGCUAAACAUGCGGACGAUCAGCUCAAAGCGAAGCCUUACGCCGAGCCUUUCUGCAAAGAUCCGUGCCUGGAAUUCCAUAGAUGCACGUCUCUAUGACCACUUCAAUGCCUCGUUGUGGCGCCAGUUGUCCGCUUUGGGUCACGCCUGUGUGGCAAGGGAGGUACGACUCCUUCGGCAAGCCCAGGAGAGACUAAUGAGAAGCUGCUUUGGCGGGCGGAUGCCGCUUCUACGCUCAGCCGAGCAGAUCAAAAACAAAGAUCUCCGCCCCUGGAAGCCAAGUGGGAAAGUUGACAUUGUGGGAUAUGACCUCCCUGUAAAUCUCAGUCGUGGUUUCUCAAGCCAAGCACAAGAUCUGUGCCUCAAGCUAGUCAUGCCAGAGGUCCAGUACACGAGAGUUCUCCUACGUUCUCAAUUACUACGUUACCGUCGAAGCUACCAGCUACGGCCGCCACAGCAGGCACGUUCCCCCCAGCAGCCUAUACGCACAGUCCUGCUGCGGCACCCUCAAGGUCAGCGCAACCAACCGCCCCAAGCAGCCCCAGCAGCCCCGGGCCCUGCAUCAGGAACCCGGUCCACCUCCACCACAAAGCCUGCUGAAGGUUUGCAAGAUCGGACCACGAAACUAGGGCCUAAACCUGCACAAACCGAAGCCUCUUAGACUGCAAACAGAGACUUGAACACAAUCUGAGCCCCCAACAGACUGCAUUGUACAACCCAUCCUGACCCUCGAGACAAUGAUGCUUGGUUGGUUCGGGGUGUCUUUGGGAAAUCUAUGUCUCUCCUGUCCAGUCAAAACAAAUGAGGACUAAGAAGGGAAAGGGGGUAUGAAUUUUCAGGACGUGAACUUGAAUCCCUCCCCUCUCUGGACUGUGAAACAGUAUCCGACAUAAGAGCGGGGUAAAUCUACACUAGGACACGUCUCAAUUGCACUCCUCUGCAAACGGAUUGGAGAGGGUUUUAGGUGAAAGUGGUUCUUUGAAGCAAAUCUGUUAUGUGCAACAAGGACUCAAUAGGGAAGUGGCGAUAUCGGGGUCUAUUGUAAGGCACAGAGUGGGCUUUGUGUGUAUCACACUGGUAUAGUAUCGCGUUACUUGCUUUCAUUCUCUGUUUCUCCAGCUCUCUUUCGUUCUCUCUCACUAACAUAUGCCAUUUAAAGUCCUUGAGAGAGACAUAAUGACAAAAAGGGAUCAGCUGUCAGGCUUCCAAAGAGCCUCCUAAGAGGCCAGACAGGCGUUGAGAUCACCUUCAAGCACAAUCAACAACUCUU
Cheilinus undulatus (humphead wrasse) is the source of this 2257-nucleotide messenger RNA. It is a transcript of the gene gal3st3, whose product is annotated as galactose-3-O-sulfotransferase 3. The transcript has 3 exons. Gene Ontology annotation, biological process: glycolipid biosynthetic process. NCBI's taxonomy places the organism in Eukaryota, Metazoa, Chordata, Actinopteri, Labriformes, Labridae. Bases 230 to 1648 code for a protein of 472 amino acids. Gene Ontology annotation, cellular component: membrane. Gene Ontology annotation, molecular function: galactosylceramide sulfotransferase activity. The record is from RefSeq and is a predicted model, not a curated record.